GUGAACACAACUGUACAUGCACACAACCGUGGCUUUGCUUUGUGGCUCAGUCUUUGGUCUAACCACCUCAGUUAAAGACAAACUGUGAAAAUACCUCUGAGGAUUGUGAAAAGGUGGUUAUCGUCCCAUGAUAAAGAUGGCGACCAGUGUGACUGCAGAGUCAGUUUGGAGUUCCAUCAUCCAGGGUCACCUGGAAUGCUCCAUCUGCCACACGCGUUACCAAGAACCCAAGAUGUUGCAUUGCUCACACAGCUUCUGCCUGAAAUGCCUCCAAGAACUCAAGCAGAGCCAACAUCCCAAUAAUGACAAGGUAACAUGUCCACUGUGCAAGAGAGAAACCAACUUACCUGAAGGUGGAGUGGAUAAGUUGAACACCAACUACACUCUAAUUUCCCUGGUGGAGGAAGUCACAAAGCAGGAACAGCUCUUGAAAUCUGAGAGGUCCAUAGUGGUCAUAUGUCAAUCAUGUGAUGAGGAGAAUGAGGCAAUGGCUCACUGCAUGGAUUGUGAGCAUGAUUUGUGUCAGGAGUGUCAAAUGGCACAUCAACGGUUGGCUGCUUUAAAACAUCACACAAUUACUCCAAUUUCUGAGUUAAAGGAAUCUGCCUCCAACACAGUGCAUUGGAAGGAUGACUCGAAGUGUAAAAUCCAUCCAAAUAAAGAACUGUGCUUCUACUGCCAUACUUGUGAAAUGUUGAUUUGUAAAGAGUGUACAUCCUUAAGUCACAAGGACCCCACCCACAUGUUUGUUGAUUUGAAAGAAGCUGUUGACACCUGUCUACAGGAUGCCCAAGAAAAAAGAGAGAACUACAGAGUAAAUGCCCAUAUGAACAUCGUGACUGGUUGGAAGUCAUUAAGAGACAGACUAGGAAUCAUGCUAGAGGAAACAAAUGAUCUCAUUUCCCAAUUUGUAGAAAAGAAGACAAGGCAAAUAAAACAAGAGGAAAAGCAACUCAAACAGAUGGCUCAGGUAAUAUACAGAAAGAAAGCCAAAAAAAUUGCUGAGAUGGAGGUAGCAGAGCAGACGUUGAAGAUGGUUGACAGAAAGAUGACUGAUGCAAAGCGCCGAAAAAUCUUGAAGUUCAGGGAAGAACUCCUCCAUGACUUAAAAGGUGUCAAAACAACUGAACAGUUAUCUCGCCAACUCUCAUUCAUAAGUUUCAAAGAGAACAGUGUGGUUAACCUUGGAACUCUCCUGGAAGAAGAGCAGUGGCAAUUGUUCAGCAAAUCAGAGAUCAAAGGGCACUUCAUUGCAGCUUUCUCUACAGGUGACAUGGUGAUCGCCAACACACAAAUGAACCAAAUAACUAGACUUAGUCCUGAUAGCAAGAUUGUUCAUGUGUUCAAAAUAAAUCCACACAUUGCUAUUGCCGUCAACAAGGAUGACCAUCUAAUUGUCCUCUUUAAUGAGGCUCAAGCUGAGAUCAAGAUUCUUAACAAGGAGUACAAGGUGCUAAAUUGCUUCUUACCAGGUGAAGAGGCAGACAUUGACAGCACACCAACAUGUCUUGCUGUGGAUGACAACAAUCUGAUAGCAGUGGGCUACAAGGACAAGGAACAAAUCUCUCUCCACAACCCAGACGGAUCCAUCAUCAGGACACUGCCUGCUCCAAUGAUUGACAGUUACAUGACCAUCAGCAACCAACAGAUCAUUUAUACCAACAGCAACAAGAAACAGCUAAUAAGUGUUGAUUAUGAAGGUAAAAAGAAGUUUCAAGUUAACAUUAGAAAUGUUAGUGAUCCCAACUGUCCUUAUGGGGUGUGCUGUGACAAAGCAGGUGAUAUCUACACAGUUGUAUCUUUGAAAUCUAGUUCAUCACAACCAACCCACUGCAGAGCUGGUACUUGGUACUAUGACAGCGAGUAUUACUCUUACAAAGCUGCAGUUGACUGCUACAGCCCAAAUGGUAAACUUCUCCGAUCUAUCUCCACAGACGAGAUGGCAAACAAUUCAAGAGAAAUCAUGUACACUCCUGAUGGAAAACUAGUCACGACUGGUGAAGAGUCUACAGUAACAUAUCACAGAGUGUGAACUUGAACAGUCAUGGUGAGGGUGAUUUGGGGUAUUCAAGCAGCCUACUUUAUGACAACCUCUUCCCCCACAAUUCAGUGGAUACAGCAGCAAACCAUUGCAGCUAAUAGCAAGGCUUGUCCUCACAUUUGCCAAUGAAAAGCAGGAACA
Messenger RNA from Acanthaster planci (crown-of-thorns starfish), 2182 nucleotides. Its product is annotated as protein meiotic P26-like. NCBI's taxonomy places the organism in Eukaryota, Metazoa, Echinodermata, Asteroidea, Valvatida, Acanthasteridae. The record is from RefSeq and is a predicted model, not a curated record.